AGUGAAACUUGCACAGCACAAUGAAAUAAAUCGUUUCGACAGCCUUGAAGCAAAUUCCAGUGUAGUGAAUUUGCUGGCCUUUCGCUUGUCAUCUCUCUUUCGCGUGUUCUUCCCUCUUUGAAUCCUUCGAUUAAACAAAACAAAGAAAACUCCCCAACUCCUCCGGUUGUUGCUCUCGCGAAAACCUCCCCCUUAACUACCUUCUCUUGCGACAUUCCAACUACAAAUCUCACCUUUUCCUUGUCUUCCUGUUUAAAACUCUACCUCCGUUUUCUUCUGGGGUCACUCCCCCCUCUUCUCCACCAUCCUUAACCUCUCCCAUCAUUCAGCUAGGCAGGGGUUGAUUUCAUCAAGCUUUGCUGGUCAGAGAUGGAGAUUAGGAAUUGCGUUUUCGCUUUGAUACUCUGCCACGCCGCUUUUGUAAGUUGUGCUGUGGGGCUGGGGAGGAAUCCGCCCACCGAGAGGAUUUCAGGUAGUGCCGGGGAUGUUUUGGAGGAUGAUCCAGUUGGAAGGUUGAAAGUUUUUGUUUAUGAACUUCCAAGCAAAUACAACAAGAAGAUUCUGCAGAAAGAUCAAAGAUGUCUUAAUCACAUGUUUGCAGCUGAGAUUUAUAUGCACCGUUUUCUCUUGUCUAGUCCAGUUCGAACCCUCAAUCCUGCAGAAGCUGAUUGGUUCUAUACGCCUGUGUACACCACUUGUGACUUGACACCAAAUGGCCUUCCUUUGCCUUUUAAGUCACCAAGAAUGAUGAGAAGUGCUAUACAACUCAUUUCUUCAAACUGGCCUUAUUGGAAUAGAACUGAAGGAGCUGAUCACUUUUUUGUUGUGCCCCAUGACUUUGGAGCAUGCUUCCAUUAUCAAGAAGAAAAGGCAAUUGAAAGAGGAAUUCUCACAAUGCUUCGACGAGCUACCUUAGUGCAAACAUUUGGCCAGCGGAAUCAUGUUUGCUUAAAAGAGGGAUCUAUCACUGUUCCACCGUACGCUCCUCCCCAAAAGAUGCAAUCCCAUCUCAUCCCGGAAAAAACUCCUAGAGCAAUCUUUGUCUAUUUCAGAGGAUUGUUUUAUGAUGUGGGAAACGACCCAGAAGGUGGCUACUAUGCAAGAGGUGCACGGGCAGCAGUGUGGGAGAACUUCAAAGACAAUCCGCUGUUUGACAUAUCCACAGAACACCCGACCACAUACUAUGAAGACAUGCAACGAGCCGUCUUCUGUCUGUGUCCACUUGGGUGGGCGCCAUGGAGCCCGAGAUUGGUUGAAGCCGUGGUAUUUGGUUGUAUCCCGGUGAUUAUAGCCGACGACAUCGUCCUUCCUUUUGCCGAUGCAAUCCCGUGGGAAGAGAUCGGGGUGUUUGUUGAUGAGAAAGAUGUACCCAACUUGGACACCAUCCUCACUUCGAUCCCACCGGAGACAAUACUCAGGAAACAGAGGCUGCUUGCAAACCCUUCGAUGAAGCAGGCAAUGUUGUUCCCUCAACCGGCUCAACCAGGAGAUGCGUUCCAUCAGGUUCUGAAUGGGCUGGCACGAAAACUGCCACAUGACAAGAGCAUCUACUUGGCGCCUGGGCAGAAGGUUUUGAACUGGACUGCGGGUCCUGUUGGUGAUCUGAAACCUUGGUAGCUACUGUUGCAAAUUAACUGAAAUGUAAAUUUGUUUUUUUGGUAUUUACUCUUUAUAGAUUUUGUUGCUUAUACAUGCGGGGAUUAUGCAGUUUCGUUGUCUGAGGUUUUGAGUGGUCUGUUUACCCUACUUCUGCAUCAGUGGAGGAAACUUAAUGCUCGGGACUUGGGGGUUUUUUCUCUUGAAAUGAUUUAAAUUCCUGAUGAUAAGAUUCUGUACAAGUACAACGACCAGUCUCAAAAUCUUGGGCGCUCUUUUACUACAAAUUUUUUAUUUAUUUAUAGAGUAAGUGUCUUGUUCUACCAAAAAAAAA
Molecule: messenger RNA, 1930 nt
Organism: Linum tenue
Lineage: Eukaryota; Viridiplantae; Streptophyta; Magnoliopsida; Malpighiales; Linaceae
Source: the annotation of a GenBank genome assembly